Messenger RNA from Dermacentor andersoni, 3374 nucleotides. Lineage: Eukaryota; Metazoa; Arthropoda; Arachnida; Ixodida; Ixodidae. The record is from RefSeq and is a predicted model, not a curated record.
AUGACAGCACUCGACAUCGCAGGCCUUCGAAUGGCCAAAAUUCAUGCGCGUUGGUUCAUCCGAGAGCUCAUUGAAAACAAGAGCAUCACUGAACUCGCCGUUGGAGAAAGCGUCUUCGGCUGCCGCGAUGAAGCCUCCAACGCAGUCUUCGCCAGAUACCUCGCCAAAGAAGACUCCACGCUCCGCAAAUUGACUCUCAAAUCACCACACGUUUCCGACAGCGAUUCACCUCUGAUGAAAACACUGCUGGCGGAAAUCAUCGAUGCCAUUUGCGAGAUGAAUACUUUGGAAGAAAUGAAUGCAGACAUCGUCGUGGACGACGCAUUAUUCAUCAGUACGGUCACUCUCUUCGCCGAAGUGAUCAAACGGAAUGCCACACUACGCCACCUGAGGUUACCUUCGUCGAUGUACGCGUGCGUUGCUUCAUCCUGGGAUCCAGAUAUGCAGUUUCCGGAUCCUCAAGCCGCGACGUGCAUGAAGUCUUUGUGCGGAGCCCUGCAAGAAUCGAACUCGUCGCUCAGCCAGCUCUCCAUCGAUUUGCGGCCCUUUGAAGAAGCAGAGUGCCACGCCUUCUUCGACGCAGUCGCGGACAACGACGCAAUCAAGUCCGUGGUCGUCAACUCCUUGCCCUGCAUAGACGGUCUGGACCGAGUCUCCACAACUAUUCGGGAGCGGGGACUUGCUGAUCGUGUUGUCGUCGAAAGCCUUUGCAGCCGCCACAACACCAGGCAGCUGCAGCAAUGUCCGCAAAUCUACAAUGCAACUAUCAGAGUGAGCAGCACAGUGCCCAACGCCCCGUCCUCGGUUAUCAGAGCUUUACAUGUUGUCAGCGGUUGCGAGCACGUAACUUCACUGUGGGUUCAUUGCUAUCGCUUCAAACGCCAUGAAUUUUCCGCCCUGGCAGCAUACAUAAGGGGCUCCUCCGCGCUUAAUGAGGUAGACAUAAACCUUAAUCACGCUUGGGACCGUCGAACAAACCAGGAAAUUCGGGAUGUGGAGCGAGAACUGGUGUCAGCCCUUGCCUCUAACCUCAAGCUAGUCAGAGUCAACGUCGAAGGUCUGGUGCUUUCCUACGACGACUUGAACAUGCUCGCCCAUGGCGCUAGCAAGAGUCUCAGCCUCAUCAAGUUCACCUGGAUUCCUGCGAGCAUCUCCAACCCGAUGCAUCAUGAAGCCCGUGGAGAGGUGCGCAGCUGUUCGGUGCAGAAGGCCGAAGCGUUCACGGAAGCUUCCAACCGCAAGGACAGCGCGCUGCUGGACAUUCAGGAAGCGACCAGAAGGAAUGCAUCCGCCGUCUUGGACGCUGCGCAGUUCGUCCUAGGCACACAAGAUGGCGUUGAAGGCAUACGGGCCAUCGAGCUGAUGCAUGACCACCCACGUGUCUUCGAGAUGGUGAGGGAAGAGGCUGACGUCACAAAGCCCGAAGCAAAGACGAUGAUCAGCAGCGCCCUGCUUCGCGCCCAGAGCCGCAGCCUUGACGACUUCAUGACAAUGGUUGGCGUUGUCAAGUAUGCGGUUGAGUGCCAUAGGGAUAAUGUUGUCGGGCGCCAGCUUGCCGACAUUAACCACGAGUGCUGGCUCCACAUUCGAAGAUUCCUGAAGAUAGCGGACGUGCUGCCCAAGUGAGGAAGUCAAGUCUUCGGCAGCAGAUCUUGGCAUCCUCAGGGGAAACGAAAACAAGGUGGCUCCUGCUGGCGUGGAAGAAAAGCUCUAAAUAGGGGCUAUUCAUCUCAACUACUAGGACGAGGUUGUGCACCUCUUGACUCUUCCCGUUCGCCACACCGCCGAACCAUACAGCUGUUACGAAGCCAUUGAACACUGCCAACGCCAAUUUGAAAGUGUUCCAACUUCUAUUUAUUGUGUUUUGAGGUGCUGUUGUUUAUGUUCAAGCAGCGUCCUGUCAUUUUGCUCGUAUUGCAUACCGGGGCAUGAACGGCGCAGGGAGAUCAGUUGAUACGUGCUAAUUUGGAACAGUAAGCGUUGGGCCCAUCUUUCUUAUUGACCCUGAUUUCGCUUCUGAAACAAGAAAGUUUAGACAUAUAUCUCUCUCCCUUUACUAUGUGUUGUUUCUUUAAUUUGCAUUGUGUACUUUGAAGCGAGUCAGUUCAGGCACCAAUGUCCAUGGCUUUAUUGAAAUAAAAAGUAACACGCAAUGAAGCGACUGUUUGGCAUUCUACGUGUUUAUUACCAUGUGAUCGUGUGUCCAUAACUUUCUUACUUUUUAUCUUAGUCUGUCCAUAAGUGUCAACUGCCAGGCGUUCAUUGCUGUGCUGUAUGUUGUAAUCGUCAUGCCUGCCGAAAGUAAGCAAUAAUACACGUGUGUUUCCGCAGUGGAGUUCUAGCCAGCAUAUAGAGCUGGAAUCGGUUCCCUACACACGUUGAAUGCGAGAGACGUGAGACAUCGAACUUGAAUGUAAUAACAACGCAGGCGUCAUGAGUAUAUUGUUGAAAAUAAAGAGAAGAAUUCAGUGUAACGCGUUUUUUUUUUAUUCGGCCUCAAUAAAAAGUUUUCUUGCUGCCCAGGACUAGUUUGAUUUGCAGUGCCAUGCUGACUGCAGCGGCCAGCAUACUAGAAAGUUUGGUGAGCAUGAUGCCGACGCAACAUAAGCAGGGCAUUCCGCAUGGUGGCGGAAAGAUGGUCAGUGCCCAAUCAAAGUAUCUGGUGCAUAUUAAUCGAAGCUCAAUCACGGCAGCGUAGACGUAAGAUGGGCGAGCGUGACGCAAACAAGUGGCCGUUACUGCGUACUUGUGAUGUUGGUGUUGGGUUGUAGCAACAGGUGGGCUUGGCCUCGCGACGCUGUGCCAUUUAACGACACACAAGUACGCGCAAGAAGCGGGUUCUACUCAGCCGAGCACCGGAGAAAUUUCGUAGGAUGUUUUUUUUUUUUUUGUAGCUGGACAGCUGCGCACACGCAGUUGCGCAUGCCCAGUUACACAAGUUCGCAUCGAACAGCUUUUAUUGAACUGGAGAUGCCUAGUACACAUCUACUCCCACCCAGGACUACCUACUCCCAGUGAACCAAGUUGAUCGAAACACGGUUAUAGAUAGACAGGCAGACGGGCAGACAGAUAGGUCGAUACACAUGUAGAGAGACAGCUUGUCCCCGGAAAGUUCGUUGAGUACCAUAAGAAUACUAGACGCACUAAAAUAUUUCACGUUUUGUUGGGCAAAGUACCCCUACAUGUUGCUGCGGUCUGCCUUUUUUAUCCGGGGUUGUCGUAAAGAGUAAUACGUGCGUCGAAAAGGUAAAACUAUUAAACUAUUGAUAACGAGAAUGUUUAUUGAGCGGCACCUAGUUGUUUUAUUCUUCAAGGCUCGAAUAUAUGCCCCAUAUAUUCAUUAUGACAUUAUCUUACGCACUGAGGAACGCGUU